Trichoderma breve is the source of this 3072-nucleotide messenger RNA. RefSeq names its product type III restriction enzyme, res subunit domain-containing protein. The transcript has 5 exons. Gene Ontology annotation, cellular component: cytoplasm. The coding region runs from base 1 to 3072 and encodes 1023 amino acids. Gene Ontology annotation, molecular function: ATP-dependent chromatin remodeler activity; ATP binding. Lineage: Eukaryota; Fungi; Ascomycota; Sordariomycetes; Hypocreales; Hypocreaceae. The record is from RefSeq and is a predicted model, not a curated record.
AUGGUCCAAGAGCGAGGGUCCAAGCAGCGGGCCCCUGAUAAUGCCAAUGACCCCGAGAGCGACACUGACAUCUCGGCCUUGAUCAAGUCCACUCUCAAGGGCAAUGGACAGGCCGAUACCAGCAGUGCCUUUGGGGCAGCAACAGCCCAUCCCACCUUUGGGCACCCGACCAAGAUGAUGUCCUCUCGUAAGCAGAAAGCCGACAUCUUCAUCCGUCAGAAGACUCGCCCCGAGCAUCAUCUCGAAAGCCGCGUCAAUGGCCCCAGAGCGCCGACCUACCAUCCUCGAAUCGCUCCUCCGCCUCCCAUGUUCAGCUCAGUCCCGUCGGCUUCGGCUUCGACUGUGCCUUCGAUAGCUGCAGCACCGCAGCGUCGUGGAGAAGAGGUUUUCUAUACAGAUCCGGCAAAGGCCAGCGAAGAUUUGAAGGCAUUGCUGGAGGGAGGCUUGGAGGGCGAUGACGACGAAGGAGUCGAACACGAUGGGAACCAAGAGCCGUCAGGAGAAGGGAAGAAGAAGCCCACAGACGAUACGGCUCCCAAAGAUCCCAAGACUAUAGCCAAAGAUGGCAAUGUGGUUGGCCUCAAGGUACAAUUGCUACCUCAUCAGGUAGAGGGUGUCAACUGGAUGCGCGGCCGUGAACUCGGUCCGGUCAAGAAGGGCACUGUUCCCAAGGGCGGUUUGCUUGCCGACGACAUGGGACUGGGCAAGACGUUACAGUCAAUCUCCCUUAUUCUCCUCAACCAAAAGCCAAAAAAGGACGAGGAGGGUUGGAAGAAGAGUUUUCAAAAGGUCGACAAGACGACUCUCGUCGUUGCCCCUCUAGCAUUGAUCAGGCAAUGGGAGGCAGAAAUCAACGAGAGGGUAGUCAAACAACACGGCCUAAAAGUACUGGUACACCACGGGCCGCAGCGGACAAAGCAAGCCGAGGACCUUAAGCAGUACGAUGUUGUCAUCACGACCUACCAGAUCCUCGUCUCUGAGCACGGAAAGUCGUUGGAUGAUGCCCCGACAGGUUGCUUUGGGCUUCACUGGUGGCGAGUCAUCCUCGAUGAGGCACACACCAUCAAAAACCGCAAUGCAAAGGCCACCAAGGCUUGCUGUGCGCUGCGAUCAGAGUAUCGAUGGUGCUUGUCCGGUACACCAAUGCAGAACAAUCUUGAGGAGUUGCAGUCCCUCAUCAAGUUUCUUCGCAUCAGGCCCUACGAUGAUUUAAAAGCAUGGAAGGAUCAGAUCGAGCUCCCCAUGAAAGGCGGCAAAGGCCAUAUCGCUCUCGGUAGGCUUCACAGCUUCCUUCGCUGUUUCAUGAAGAGGCGCACAAAAGAGAUUCUGAAGCAGGCUGGUGCACUCACACCUGGCGGAGUGCCAUCAGCCGACGGUGCAGCAGCGAUAAACGGAUUUAGACAUACCAACCGCAAGGUCGUCACUGUCGCCACUGAACUCUCUCCUGCGGAGCGGAGGUUUUACCAAAAGUUGGAAGCUCGUGCCGACCAGAGCAUGACAAGGAUGAUGAAAGAGAAGAUUAGCUACGCCAACGCUUUUACAUUGCUACUACGUUUGAGACAGGCGUGCAAUCAUCCAAAACUGCUCGAGGGAAAGCUAGGGGAUGACAAGGAUGCGCUUUCAACGGGCGUUUCGAAUACAAAACAGCAAGACGCGGAUGUGGAUUCGGUGGCCGAUUUGUUUUCAGAUAUGGGAAUCACCACUAAGGAGUGUAGCAUUUGCGGCCGACCAGUGGAUAAGAAGGGACGAGAUUCUGGAGAUGAUCAUUGUGCUGACUGCGCUUCGGAUUUGGCAUUCUUUUACGGCACAUCCUCCAAGAAGAAAGGGGAGAAAAAGCGACAACAAAGACGUCCGAAGGACGAGGAGGAAGAAGAGGAAGAGGAAGAGGAAGAACGUGAUGAUGAAGAUGAGGAGGAACCGAACCAAACAUCUCGUCGUCAUCGAAACCGCAAAGCCGUCAUUGACAGCGAUGACGAAGAAGAGGAUGAUGAUGAGGGCAGCUGGAUUGUCUCGGAGAGCGAGCGAGGAGCCCUGAAGCUCGGUAAGGCUGGAGGAUCAGAAGACGAGAAUGCAGAAGGUGGCGGAGACUCGAUAGGAUCAGAGGAUUCCGAAGACUCUGAAGGAGAAGACGAUGAUGAUCAAAGCAACCUUGAUAGCUUUGUGGUGGAUGAUUCGAUCGCCAGAAAAGAAGAAGGGUACAAGUCUGUGGACGAGGAGUCGGAUGACGACUCUCUCUUGUCUGUAUCUGAAAUAACAAAGGGUAUGGCCAAGCAGACGCUCAAGGACAAGGCUCCUCGCACCUCAAAAGCAAAGUCAAAACGCAUCAUCACAAUUUCUGAUGAUGAUUCCGAAGCUAGCUCAGAGACCGACGCCGAUUCAGAGACCGAAUCCGAGUCCGAGGAGGACGACUCAGAUGCCUCUUCGGAGCACGACCCCUCGCCAGACGAGGCGCACGAGCACAAGUUCAUCGUCUUUUCGCAGUUUACGUCGAUGCUCGACUUGGUGGAGCCGUUCCUGCGCAAGGAAGGGUUCCGGUUUACGCGUUACGAUGGAAGCAUGAGGAACGAUGCGCGAGAGGAGAGUUUGCGGAAGCUUCGUGAGGAUAAGUCGACGAGGGUGUUGCUUUGCAGUCUCAAGUGCGGUAGUUUGGGCUUGAACUUGACUGCUGCGACGAGGGUUAUCAUCAUUGAGCCGUUUUGGAACCCCUUCGUUGAAGAACAAGCCAUAGACCGAGUCCACCGCCUCACCCAAACCGUCGACGUCGUCGUCUACAAGCUCACAGUCACCCACACCGUCGAAGAAGGCAUCCUCGAGCUCCAAGAAAAGAAACGCCUCCUCGCCGAGCAGACCAUCGAAGGGUCCUCCCGUAAGGGCGCUCUCAAGCUCGGCCUCAACGAAAUCAUCGAGCUGUUCAAGCCCAUCCACACGUCGCGCUUCCAGGACGGCGGCGCGCAUGUUCAGUAUGACACUGCGGCGGCGGAGGAUGAGAACGGGAGGGCGUCGUUUUUGCAGAAGACAAAGCAGAAGAAGGUGCAGAAGCCGGAGAAUAGUGCGUAUGCGCGACGGUGGUAG